This is a messenger RNA of Panicum virgatum (switchgrass), 1506 nucleotides long. RefSeq lists its product as uncharacterized. Lineage: Eukaryota; Viridiplantae; Streptophyta; Magnoliopsida; Poales; Poaceae. The coding region runs from base 242 to 1210 and encodes 322 amino acids. Gene Ontology annotation, cellular component: membrane. The transcript is spliced from 8 exons. The record is from RefSeq and is a predicted model, not a curated record.
GCACCGCACGAGCCAAGCGUUCCCACCAGCCAGCGCCCAGCGGCGGAGCGAUGCAGCGUGAGUCGCUGGUCUUCUCCGUUCCCUCCCCCGCCUCGUCGCAUUGAAUUGUUUCUCGCUGUCGCGGCCGUCGCCGUCCCACUCACCACCCAGCUGCUACCUACCCGCCUUCGCCCGCUCCGCCGCCGCGUGCCUGCGGGCUCCGGGCUCCGACCCCUCCGCCCCGGCGGCUCGUCCACCGGCCAUGUCGCUGUCGCCGGCGGACGGCGCGGCGUACUGGCUGCGCUGGCAGGUCUUCGUCUGCGGCGCGCUCAUCGCGCUCCCCGCGGCGGCCGCGGCGGCACUGCUGCCGCGCCUGCGGCGGGCCGCCCCGCCCCUGCGCGCCACCGACCUGUGGGUCCCCUGCUGGGCGCGGCUCCACCCGGGGUGGCUCCUCGGCUACCGCGCCUUCGCGCUCGCCGCCGCGGUCGCGCUCCUCGCGCGCCUCCUCAUCGGGCACGGCCUCUCCGUCUUCUACUUCUACACCCAGUGGACCUUUCUAUUGGUCACCAUAUAUUUUGCAUUUGCAACAGCCAUAUCAGCUCAUGGAUGUUGGGUGUUCUCCAAGAAAAGCUCAAGGAAAGCUGAUGAAUCCCACAGAUUUCUUAAUGAUGAUGUUGAAAACCGCAGCCUUUCCACUUCUGUAUCUGUAGAGACGAAAAAGAAUGAGACGAAUAAGUUGUCAAGCUAUUAUGAACAAAUAGUGAAUGAGAAAAGAGCUGGGUUCUGGGGACGUUGCAUGCAAAUCAUAUACCAGACUAGUGCAGGCGCAACAAUGUUGACUGAUGUCACAUUUUGGGGGCUCCUUGUGCCAUUUUUCUACCGUGACAAGUUUGGGUUAGCAUUGGUCACAGAUGGCAUGCACUCUCUAAAUGCUGUUUUUCUACUUAUAGACACAGUUCUCAACAAUAUGCCUUUUCCCUGGUACCAAAUGGCUUUCUUUGUUUUCUGGAGCUGCGCCUACGUAACAUUCCAGUGGGUCCUUCAUGCUUGUGGAGGUUUAUCCUGGUGGCCGUAUCCGUUUCUGGACCUUUCAUCAUCUGGAGCUCCUCUAUGGUACUUUGGCAUGGCCAUCGCUCAUAUCCCAUGCUUCUUUCUUUACUGGUUGAUCGUGAAGGCGAAGCACACCUACUUCCCAAGGAUGUUCCCACAUACUUAUGCUAGCACAACAUAGAUUCAUUUACUACCUCCGUUUUUAAAUAUAUGUCGCUUAGGUCAACCUAUUUAGUUCAAAAAUGAACUAAUUUGCUUGUCCUAAACGUCAUAUAUUUAAGAAUGGAGGGAGUAUCUGGUUAUAAGGACAAGCAUACAUCUGUAUAAGUAUCAGUAGCAAACUAUUUCGACGCUUGAUAGGUUCAAGUGUAUAACCUGUAUAGUCCCAAGAAUCACAGCCCCUUUGAGAUGGGGCUGAACCCUGACGCAUUCCUGGAUACGCAUCUUGAUCAAUGAAAUGGAGAGGUUAAUUGUCAA